Folsomia candida is the source of this 2275-nucleotide messenger RNA. RefSeq lists its product as uncharacterized. The record is from RefSeq and is a predicted model, not a curated record. NCBI's taxonomy places the organism in Eukaryota, Metazoa, Arthropoda, Collembola, Entomobryomorpha, Isotomidae. The transcript has 5 exons. The coding region runs from base 148 to 1884 and encodes 578 amino acids.
CAUAAAGUAGAAAAAAGUACUGGACAGACCAGGACAAAUGGACUGGUCCACGGGUAUAAAAGGACGCCGGAGAGAAGCAUCAAUUCGUCUUUUUGAAACGAUCUUGAUCUUCUCCACAUCGAUCCACUCUCCACUUUCUCCUCCAAUAUGAAGGCUUUCAUCGUAGCAGCUCUUUUGGUGGUUUCCACUGUUGCCGGCCAAAGCAUGGACUUGAUGGACUUGGUCAAGGACAAAUCCUUGUACAAAUACAAGCCCCUUCACCGGUCCUUGUCCUCCGUGGAAGACCUUUUGCUGAAGGAGAAGCUGGGCCGUCACGUUGGGAUGGAAAACUACAACACCAAGGACUCCAUCUUCGAUAUGGAAGACAUGAGCUCCGUUUUCGGUGGACGCCGUGGGGUCUCCGUGCUCUCUCUGGAAGAGCUCGUGUCCCACCCACUCUUCCGAGAAUACCUCCAAAUCCCACUUUUCCGUCAAUUCUGGGAACAAUACCCAACCGUUUUCAGACGUUAUGUUGAGUCCCCACUCUUCCAACAGUUCUGGACCGUUCCCCAGUUCCAGAUGUACUUCAGGAACCCAAUCUUCUUCUACAAGUACAUCGUCCCACAAGUGAAACUCAUCUCUGAAUCCGUCGUUCCAUACACCCCAGAACAAGGAAUCUACGAUUAUGGAACCACCACCACCCAGCGAUUCAACCCAUACACUUACCAACCAAGGUACAACCGUGAAUGGUCCGUUCCCAUGUCCCAAAUGAUGGGACACUUUGACUCCAAAUACCCCACCAUGACCACCACCCACUACAAGUACCUCUUGGAAAAGAUGAUGAACAACUUGAACAUGAACAAGAUGGGACAACACGAUGUCACUGAAACCUUCACCGACGUCAAAAUGCUCCCAACUGGACAAGUUAAGGAACAAACUUUCGGAAAGAUUGUCGACCCCGUUACCGGACUUGAGAAGAUCACCGUUGGAGAUGUCAAGCUUGUUGAUGAAAAGAUUGUCCCCGUCCAAGGCAUGGACUUCUCCACCGUCGGAAUUGACAGCAUGACCAACAAAUACCAAAUGAACAAAAUUUUCGGCCACCACAACACCGAAAACAUUAAGGAUAUCCUCCUCAAGCACAUCAUCUUGAACAAAAUCUACGGCGACAAGAAAGUCAUCACCCCUGAGAUUUACCGAACCCUGUUCUCCGAGAACAAGGAACAAGUCUUCCCAGAAAUGUACGACAUGAUUGUCAAGCACAACAAGAACGUCAUGACCCCUGAACUCCUCGAGACCAUCUUCGGCCAGAACAAGCACGUCCUCACCCCAGAGGUUUACGAAACCCUGUUCGACACCAAGAAGACCUUCACCCCAGAAAUCUUCGACACCGUUUUCGGCGAGAACAAGAAAGUCCUCACCCCCGAACUUUACGAGAUCCUCACCAAGGGAAACAAGCACGUUCUGUCCCCACGCGUCCUCGAGACCAUCUUUGGCAAGAAGAUCUACACCCCAGAAGUGUACGGAAACCUUUUCAGCGGAGAGAAGGUCUUUGACGAUGUCUACAACAAGUACGAUGUUGAGUACGAGCCAUUCACCUACAACAAGAUGAACAAGUUCGCCGUCAGCCCACUCAUCACCCGUAUGCUCAAGAACACCAAGUUCUCCCCAAAGAUGACCCUCAAGACGCUCGAGAAAAUCCAGGCCCAAAAGAUGAUUGAGGAAAUCCAAAAGGAGAAAAUUAUGGGUCAACUUUACAAGAACAAGGAGCACUCUCUCUACAACAUUGAAUCUGAGCUCCCAACCAUGAUGGAUUCCGAGAAGAUCCACAUUCCCCUCACCUUCGGCAAGCCCACCAUUGGCUCCGGAAUUGAGGAAUUCCAACGGGAGAAGGAAAUCAAGUUUUAAAUAACUUGCCCUUAAAUAUUCUCAGUUUUAAUUUUUCUUCAAAUUUUCUCAUCCUUGUUCCAAGUUUAGUUUGACUUUUGACUUUCUCUUCUUCGUGCCACCAAUUUCGACUCCCCUUUUAGUUCCCUACUCUGAAAGGGUUUUUAAAGGAAGUCCAUCGGUUAACGAUUCGGACCUUGUUAAAAAAGACUGUCUCACAAUUUCCUGAAAUGACUAGAUGUUAAUAGAUAAUUGAUAUUGAAAGCAACACCUUCAAUAGCAGAUAAGUCACUUUUGUGAUUUAUUAGUAUGUAAAAAAAGCACUGAACCAAAGCAUUUACAAAAUUCUCACUCACGAAGAACAUCUCAAAAAGUAAUAAAUUGAAGCAAACUCUUACCAUCUAAAAAAAAA